GGCCGCUCCGGGAGCGGGUGGGCCGGGGUUCUGCGCACCGCUCGGCUUCGGGGCCGCGACGCCGCCGGGAGGAGGAGUUUGGGGACGCGGAGGGGUGUUCGGAGCGCCGGGGACCGAGGAGAUCGUCAGCGCGGUCCGGCCCCCCAUCCUGCCCGGCGCCGAUCGUCUCCGCUGCUCGGUCCCGGGCUGGGCGCGGUGGCGUUGCCCCGGAGCCCGCCGCCCGCGGGGCGCGCAGCGCCUUGACCCCGGCGGCCCCGCGGCAGGCAGGCGCCCGCAGUUCCAUGGUUGGUUCGGAGCGCGAUGAGCCGCCCGUCCUCCACCGGCCCCAGCGCUAACAAACCCUGCAGCAAGCAGCCGCCGCCGCAGCCACAGCACGCUCCGUCCCCGGCUGCGCCCCCGGCCGCCGCCACCAUCUCGGCUGCGGGCCCCGGCUCGUCCGCGGUGCCCGCCGCGGCGGCGGUGAUCUCGGGCCCCGGCGGCGGCGGCGGCGGCGGCGGCGGCGGGGCUGGCCCGGUGUCUCCGCAGCACCACGAGCUGACCUCGCUUUUCGAGUGCCCGGUUUGCUUUGACUAUGUCCUGCCCCCCAUCCUGCAGUGCCAGGCCGGGCACCUGGUGUGUAACCAAUGCCGCCAGAAGUUGAGCUGCUGCCCGACGUGCCGCGGCGCCCUGACGCCCAGCAUCAGGAACCUGGCUAUGGAGAAGGUGGCCUCGGCGGUUCUGUUUCCCUGCAAGUACGCGACCACGGGCUGUUCCCUGACCCUGCACCACACGGAGAAGCCGGAGCACGAAGACAUCUGUGAAUACCGGCCCUACUCGUGCCCUUGUCCCGGUGCUUCCUGCAAGUGGCAGGGGUCCCUGGAGGCCGUGAUGUCCCAUCUCAUGCACGCCCACAAGAGCAUCACCACCCUUCAGGGAGAAGACAUCGUCUUCCUGGCCACAGACAUUAACCUGCCAGGAGCUGUGGACUGGGUGAUGAUGCAGUCGUGUUUCGGCCAUCACUUCAUGCUGGUGCUGGAGAAGCAGGAGAAGUAUGAGGGCCACCAGCAGUUCUUCGCCAUCGUCCUGCUCAUCGGCACCCGCAAGCAGGCCGAGAACUUCGCCUACAGGCUGGAACUGAACGGGAACCGGAGGAGGCUGACCUGGGAGGCCACGCCCCGGUCCAUCCACGACGGCGUGUCCGCGGCCAUCAUGAACAGCGACUGCCUGGUGUUCGACACGGCCAUCGCGCAUCUUUUUGCAGAUAACGGGAACCUGGGCAUCAACGUGACUAUUUCUACAUGUUGUCCGUGACGCACCGACGUGAUUCGGGCGUGGCGCGCUCUGGUUAAUAAAGGUUUUUACAGGUGUUUUAUAUUCACAGUGUCUUCACAGGUCAGGACCCACAGCUUCCCCGUGUCCUGUCUGAACGGCAGCUUCCCAUCCGGCACUGGCCCAACGAAGUUCAUUAAACCGGGACAGAGGAGGCUGGCCGGUUAGUCGUUUGGAGGCCACCCUAUGAUCGGAAAUCAACUUGAUUAUUAAAUUUUACUUCCUUCCUGAACAGCACCUGACAGGUUGCGCGGGCUCCUCCAACACCAGGAUGUUUGUUAGGAAUUGGAGGCUCCCUCUUGCCUCCCUAUAUUGGUCCCUCCACGUUGACGAAAGCACAGUGACUGUAGCAGAGUCCUUAACUUUGCUUUUAUCUUGUGUUUAAGGAGGUAGCAAUUGUUUUACUACAUUUUAAACAGUGUUUCUCAAACCGGAUGGCUAACCAGGGUGCGUGGAAUCAAUGGAGUGCUUAUCUGAAACAUGCAGUUUGGGGAGCCUGCGAAUUUAACAAUCUCAUCAGGGGAUGCCUUCCAACAGUAAAGGUUGAGAAUUACUGGGUUAAAUUGUGGGAAAGGGUCCAGAUUUUAAAGGUGCUUUCCAAUUACCCUCUACUGAUUUGUCUGUCUUUCUACUAUUUCAUCCACACACACCCCCACUCCCAGAUUGAAACAACCACAGAUCCCCACGAACACAGUCCUGAGAUCUAGUCACUCUCUUGUGUUUGGGAGGGACUGCCUAGGAAAGCAAGAAGGGUAGCCAUUGAUAGCUCUCACGUAGUUAGUUUUUGCUCAUCACUAGUACAAAUGACCUGUGUACACCUGGCUUCCCUCAGAGGCCCUCCUUAACUUAGAUGGUGGGAAAGACUAGAUCAGCAGAGUUGGAAAAGCUUUAUAACCAGUGUCAUAUGCUUGCUAUUUAAAGGUAUGUGUUGGGUUUGGUUUGUUGGUUUUUUUUUUUUUUUCCACAUUCACUUUAGUUUUUUAAUAAAUAUUUUUCAAAAAUGAA
This is a messenger RNA of Dama dama (fallow deer), 2313 nucleotides long. RefSeq names its product siah E3 ubiquitin protein ligase 2 (gene SIAH2). Bases 301 to 1290 code for a protein of 329 amino acids. Gene Ontology annotation, molecular function: zinc ion binding; ubiquitin protein ligase activity; ubiquitin conjugating enzyme binding. The record is from RefSeq and is a predicted model, not a curated record. Gene Ontology annotation, biological process: multicellular organism development; proteasome-mediated ubiquitin-dependent protein catabolic process. The transcript is spliced from 2 exons. Gene Ontology annotation, cellular component: cytoplasm. Lineage: Eukaryota; Metazoa; Chordata; Mammalia; Artiodactyla; Cervidae.